AUGUCCAAAUCUUCCGGUUUUCAGACACUUUCCAAAGACAGCGGAUAUCGCUGCAUUGCAGGAUUUCUGUCUGAGUUAACCGCGGAGGUAGAUGUUGAUCUAAUUUUCAUCAAAAUCAAGUCAUUAAUUGAAAAUAUGGAUAUUUCCUUGCUAUCACCAACAAUCAAAAACAUACUCGAAACCCUCUCCAAGCAAGGAUUACCAGAUAUUCAAAAACAACAACUUUUAUAUUGCGUAAAUAAAUUAAUCGAAUAUUUUGUUAAUUUUCCGCAAUUCCAUUCCACAAUUUCCGCAUUAUUCAGUACUGCAAAAAGCAUUCCGACCGCAAUUUCGAUGUUAGAUCUCACUACUGCUUUAUCAAUUUUAGUUUUUACCGAUUCAACACCAAUAUUUGGCGAUGCUAAAGCAUUUAUUUCAAAGAACAUCAUUCCUAAAUUAGCACCCGAAGCGUAUGAGAAGUUACCUGAAGUUGUUUUGUUCGAACUUUCAAAUCUUUUCUUGCCAGAGUUCUCAAUUCCUGAAAUUAUGACACCGAAUAUUCCUCCUUCACUUUCAUUACUCUCGGAAACAUUACCUUAUGACAAUAAACUCUCUUUGGCGCUUUCUAAUCCUUCAUUAUACGAUGCAGUUGUCGAAAGUGAACCAAGGAGUCUAAUUGCCAAAGUCCCUCUUGAUCGUCUUUUCGGUUUCUUCCCUGAUUUCAACGAAUCCCACGCUGCUUCUUAUUUAACUGCGAUUUCAUCUUCAGCAUGUUCGUUCCGUCCUUACUUUGAUACACUAGAAGAUAUGCAGAAAGAAAGAGUCGUUAAAGUUACAAUGGAAGCCUUCGUUUCAAGAGGUGUUGACCUUUCUUCGAUUGUAAAUUAUCUUGAUCAGCCGAAUCUCAAGCCUCUCGACAAAGAUGGAUGCGCUAUGCUUUUCUCUACUGUAUCGUCUAUCUCUCAGAACCAGAAAAUUGACGCUUAUCCAUUUGUUAUUCCUUGGUCGAAUACAAGAUCGCAAUUAGAGUAUUUAAUAUACAUAGCAACAAUGCCUACAAACAUUACUUUCGGAAGCAAGUGCAGAAUGAUACCUCAGGAGAUUUUAACGAACAUAAAAUACGAUAUUUCUCCAAUUCCAAACGGCUGUUGGAUUUGCAUCGAUUUUGUUGAAAGAUUCCUCGAAUUAGCGAGUAUAUACCCUAAGGAAGUCAACCCGUUUUACCAAGCUUCCGUUCAAAAAUUCGGUCAUGUGAUUUUAUUUGCACUUUCUCAAGCAAAAGAGCAGCAAACAAAGGAAUAUAUCGAUUUUAUUAACUACAUAUUCAACAUUGUCCUGUAUUCUCAGCUCGGAGGCCGCGAUUAUUUCGAAGAAUUAUGGAAAUAUUCUCCAAAGUUCUGUGUUCGGGCCAUCUUCUUAUUUGCGAAGAGCUCACCCCAGAAACUUACUAAAAUCGCAGAAACAUUUACCGCGCAUCUUAAGGAACUCCUUGAUUCAGAUAAUCUUGAAUUUUCCAUUGACCUUGCGUUUAAUGUUACAAUCAAGGACUCCAUUAACAUUGACGAGUUCAUAGAUUCACUUGUUGCUAAGCAUGGCCAGGAAAUCCUCGUAACUUUCCUUCAAUUAGUAAAAUCUCGCGCAUUAGAAAGCCAACCAACAUCCAUGCAAGUAUUCAUUACUACAUUAAAUGCCAUAUUCAAAUGGCUCUCAAACCACUUCAAAACAUUAAAUCCAGGCACUCAAUUAAUUGCAAACGCUUUAUACUCAAUUUGCGAAAACAUUGGCAACGGAUUACAGAAAUUCAACUUCGCAGAAUCAUUACCGCCAGUUAAUCCUCCAGAUUUAAAGCACGCAUCUUCAGAAUAUUUCACAAAUUACUUUGAUUCGAAGACAACACUAAACGAUUUCUUACUUAUACUACAUCACGUCAAAGUAGUCAAUAACCAACUCUUUGACGCCAUGAUACAUUAUCCAAUUUACGAAUUAAAUUAUUUAUCGAAUUAUGAUACUAAAUUUACCUCUAAGCUCGGCCAGCUUGUCGGCAACAUGGUCCUUGAGAACCUCUUUGGCGAAUCCGAGCUCAACUCCAUCUUCCAGGCCUUCCACAAAACGUAUUCCGAAGAAUCCGACCAAUCAACCAUGGUUUUCACCUCCACAGCCUUGAAUAUCUGUUAUUUCAAGCUUACACGUAUCCCCAUCUAUGCGUUUAACCUAUUAAAACAGCCUCAAUUCAAGCAAAAAGAGCCAAUUUUAUAUCAAAACUUGAAGAAGAUUUCUAUGUCACUUUCUGCACCAAUACAACUUUCCCAAUCAACUAAACUAAACAUUCAUCCAAAAAUCAGAAGGUUUGAGAAGUUGCAGCAGCCUCCUCCACGUCUUCGGAAAGUUUUGCAACAGUUAAAUACAGAUAACACACAACUAUCACAAACGAUACAAUCCUUCAGUGGAUUUGUUGAUUGGCUAGCUCUUCAUUUAGUAGAAGACAUUGAAGAUCAUCCUGCUCUAUUGCAAGACUUCCUUCCACAGUUCUUAGAGAACAGGGAAUUCACGGAAAUCAUCAUCCAAGCAGCAUCAUUUGAAGUCUACAAUUUAGUAGAAAAAUCAAAUGACAUUGCUACAUACGAAGGUGGAUUUAAACGCAGGAGAUUAUCUAUUUUAGGAAGAUUGAUAGGUAAUCUAACAUUUGCUUUGAACAGACCAUUGUUAUCGAAAUACAUUGAUAUCAAGAGAUUGUUAUUAUAUGCUUUAGCUCAUGGAAAAUUAUUUGGUGUUUUACCUUUCGUUGGUGCAAUAUUGAGAUGUGCAACACCAUUCUUUAAUCCACCAAAUCCUUACAUGAGUGCUAUAUUACAAGUUUUAGCCAGUAUUAAUUCUAUUGACUUAUUGAAACUGAGUAUUAAAAAUCAAAUCAGUUUAAUAAUGUCACAUUUUGAAGUAACUAGUUCUCAAUUCAUGGUCAUUCCUUUGAUACCGAAUAUUAAUGAGACAAACUUUGAUUUCAUCACUGCUCCUUUCAGUUUGUUGUAUGUAUCAAGCCAAACAGAGAUUGACAAGAUCAUUUCCUUCGAAGAUUCCGCUUUUUACACUUUAGCAAGUCAACAUUUCAUUGUUCCUGAUUACGAAGGUGAAAAUGCUGAAGAAAAACAAAGUAAGUUUAGAUCAGCAUUGACACAAGCAACUCUUGCUUUUCUUAAGACUGAAGGAAAGUCAUUGAGUUUAGUUGUAAGUUCUACAGCAUCGGAACUCAUCAUGAAAGACUUUGUUUUGUGUAAUAACAUGAGUUUGAUUUAUCAAACAGCUGAAACAUUGACGAAACAAUUGAGCGCAAGUCUCGCAAUGUUCACUGUUUUCCAGAAACAGCAAAUAUACCUCCAUCACAAUGUAUUGCAUGAACUAAGUCAGGAAGACAGCGAUUGGGCUUUGCAAGGCGUACAAGCAAAUCAUAAUUGGAUCGGCCAAUUAUUGAAAGACGUUGUUUAUUUGAAAGCUUGGAAAAUUGUUCAACAAAAAUUGGAAGUUUUCGAACAACAGAAGAAAGAAAACACUCAUUCACACAGACACCAAGAUCCGAUACCUCAAAAGAUACAACACUUAAUACCUCCUUCUAUUCUGCCAACGGAACAAGGCUUGUUACCACAACAUAAUUUGAUUUACCAAGAUUUGGCAGAACUCGCAUUGAAUCCAGCACAAAUUGCUGUGUUCGAUAAACCUGGAGAGAAAGUGAAUAAGUCUUUUGAACAGUACGAAACAUUCUUCCAAUGGGUGUCUAAGAGAAUUGCAAGCGAAACUGAGUUAAAUGAACAAAUUAAUUCUCUUUUGCAACUGAUUUACGACAAAAUACCCGAUGUCGGACCGAAUUUCGAGAGUUUCAUGUGCUUGAUAAGAACAAUGAUGAAAUACAUGUACAAGAAUAACCACAAGAUCAAUGAUAUCGUGUUCUCAAAGAUCUUGGAAAAGGUUGUAAGCGAUGCACAGCCUGGAUACAUCGUGAGAAUGCAGCCAUUGAUUGUUUCGUGGUUGAGAAACUUCAUUCCAAGUGUUUCUUUACUUUGCGAAUUUCUCAAAACUGAAUUAUUGACAACAAAACUGUUGGAUAGAUUCUUCUUCGAUAAUUUGAAUAGACAACCAUUGAAUGGUAAACUGUUCUUGUUUGCUGUAAGAUUCUUGCAUCAAACACUUGUAGAAAAACCAACUUUGAAGCCAGGUGACAUGAUCGAUUCAAUUUCUUUUGUUGUGACCACUCCUUAUUCAUUAAUUGAAUCAGUAACGACUUCACCACAAAACUACACAAUUGACGAACUCCAGAAAGUGUUAGAUAACAUGGAUGUACCUCUCAACGUUCUAAGCACGAACUCCAAACUCCAGAGCGUCUCCAUUUUCGAUCCGGUUGAAGAUCUACAGGAUCUGGACAAGAUACAAGCAAACUUUACUGAAUGGAAGGAAAUUGCUGAAAACGUGACAAUUUUGACAAAUUCUGACAGAUCAGAAAUCAUUGAGAAAACACUUGAAUGCAUUGAAUUCGGCAAGAGCUUCUUUAUCUAUUUGUUCUUCAGCGAAACAGAGGAGAUCAUUACGAAGUUUUUGAUGGUUAUUUUCCAUUCAAACAACUUAGAAAACUGUUUCUUAGUUAUUUUAGAAGCUUUGGAAGUUUUGAUACAAGGAAACUCUCAUGUCAUUUCCUUUGAUUUCAGGAAAUACUAUGAUAUAAUCAUUAGAUUAAUCACGCAUUCAUUAAACACUUCCAAACUUCUAAAUAUCGCAAGUUUGUUACAUAACUUGAGACUUCUUUGUGCUCCAACAUUUACACCAUGUUGGACACAGUUAAUUACUCAUAACCACUUCGUUUCUUUCUUGGUGAAACACGCUCCUGAAGUAAUGAAACUGUUACUUGAAGAUUACACGUAUUCCAUUACUUAUUUGCAAGGAGCACACGCGAAAGAAACAUUCGAUAUCUAUUACAGAUCAUUGUUAAGAUUCGUGUUGAUAAUGGUACACGAUUUCCCUGAUUUCAUGGAUUCUAUUUCCCUUGAGAUCUGCUCAAUGUUUGGUUCACAUUUCACUCAGUUGAGAAAUAUCUUUUUGAGUGUAACAAACAAUAUUUUGCCGCCAAUAACAAAUGAUCCAUUUAAAUUUGACACUUUUGUUUCAUUGAAUCAACCAAUGCCGGAAUUGACGAAAGAAUUGGCUUUCGAUGAAAUUGAUGACGAGGAAUCAAUAAAGAAAUUCGUUUCUCAGUUGGAAAAGAGAAGCGGAACAACAGCUUUGGCAAGUUACGUCGUUUAUUUGAUCAAUAAAUCUGAAUGCAAAGAUAUUCAACAAAAAUUGGAGAAAUUAAUUGAGUUCACUUCACCUGAGACAACUAUCAAUAUUCUCCAUGUUUGUUUCGACCAGUUGAGGUAUCCAGGAAGAGUUACAUCAGUGUUUAUUAAAUUCUUAGUUUCGUUGAUGAAGAAACCGAAAUUAGAUGAAUUAAUUGUCACAAUUGCACUCGAAAGAUACUCAACUCCUGCUCCUCAACCAUGGGGAAUUAGAUGUUUCGUCAUGUAUCUCGUGACUGAUAAAGAAAUAGAUUUGGAAAAUAGAAAGUUUGUCAGUGAUUCCCCUGAAGUACAGACUUUCAUUAAAGCAAUCAAAGCUUCUGUUGUACAACAAUCUCAAUAA
Messenger RNA from Trichomonas vaginalis G3, 5640 nucleotides. Its product is annotated as CCR4-NOT transcription complex family. Gene Ontology annotation, biological process: nuclear-transcribed mRNA catabolic process, deadenylation-dependent decay. The record is from RefSeq and is a predicted model, not a curated record. Gene Ontology annotation, molecular function: molecular adaptor activity. The transcript has a single exon. Gene Ontology annotation, cellular component: CCR4-NOT core complex; P-body. Lineage: Eukaryota; Parabasalia; Trichomonadida; Trichomonadidae. Bases 1 to 5640 code for a protein of 1879 amino acids.